AGAAUGGAAUCGACAAUGCAACGUUACAUUUCACCCAUAAACCCAGCUGUCUUUCCUCACCUUGCAACUGUUUUACUUAUCAUUGGAACAUUUUUCACCGCUUGGUUCUUCAUCUUUGUUGUUUCACGGCCCAAGAAUGCCAAAAACGAGAAGACCCUAUUCAAAGAAUUGGCCAUUAGUUUAUGCGGUUCAGUAUUUUUGGGAUUCGGAAUAAUGUUUUUGAUGUUAGCAGUCGGCAUUUAUAUAUGAAUCAUAUUUCAGUA
Molecule: messenger RNA, 263 nt
Organism: Musca vetustissima
Lineage: Eukaryota; Metazoa; Arthropoda; Insecta; Diptera; Muscidae
Gene: kud
Product: transmembrane protein 258
Exons: 1
Coding region: 4-249 (81 amino acids)
Biological process (GO): protein N-linked glycosylation
Cellular component (GO): membrane-bounded organelle
Source: RefSeq, a predicted model, not a curated record